Messenger RNA from Spodoptera littoralis (African cotton leafworm), 954 nucleotides. NCBI's taxonomy places the organism in Eukaryota, Metazoa, Arthropoda, Insecta, Lepidoptera, Noctuidae. The record is from the annotation of a GenBank genome assembly.
AUGUCGACCUUGGGAGAUAGUGAAGAUAUCUGGCCACUUUCCGGCAAUCGAUUGGAUUCGAAAUACGAAAAAUGCCGUAAUAUAACAGAAGAGAUAUAUAAAAGGAUAAAUAUUACGUUUCAAAUAAAAAAAUUGGAGUCUGAAGUUCAUAGUGACUUGUCGGACAACAGUGACCAAAUAGACAGCAACGAUCUCAGUAAUGAAACGGACCUGUUUGCGUGCGACAAGAGCGACUCCAUAUCGAGCAGCACGGAGGCCGAGCGGCCGACGGUAACAUGCGAGAAAUAUAUCAAUAUCAACAAUAAUGAGGAGACCAAGAUGAAGAAGGGUGCCACUACUGUUUAUAAGAGGCCUAGGAAGCGAUUCCGUAAAAGAGUGAAGAAGCGCCAGUCAAAGUCAGCUCGGAGUGACUCGGAGGGCUCGAGCGACGAGGCCGUCCCUCUCAGCAGGAUUAUAGAAGUGGACAGCAAGUGCAUCAACUCGGAGUCUCCGGAUAAUGUGAUGGGAGUGCCCAAUAUCGUUAUAUUGACUAGAGACUUAAAACCAAAAAUCCAACAAGAAAAGAAGUCUCCAAAGUCUAUCCCGCCACAAACUAAGACAGAAGAAACAUCCCCACCACAGAAAACAGAACGAAAACCCACACCACUGCAGAAGAUGACAGAAAUAAGUCCCGCCUCUCUGCAAAAGACAGAAGUAAGCCCCGCCUACAAUCAGAAUGUGACAGAAAUUAGCCCCGCCUCCCAGCAGAAGGUGACAGAUAUAAGCGCCGCCCCUCUGCGGCAGAAAGAAGAGAAAGGAGCGAGUGAGUGGAAGAACUGUACAAUGUGCAGUCUUUCUUUUCGAGGAGAAAGAGGAUUGAGACGCCACAUGACGAUGUCUCACAUAUUAAACGAUGAAGAAACAAAGAAGUCCAGUAAACCGGAGCAACGACAUUCGACCAUUACAAGUGGGUAA